Parasteatoda tepidariorum (common house spider) is the source of this 367-nucleotide messenger RNA. NCBI's taxonomy places the organism in Eukaryota, Metazoa, Arthropoda, Arachnida, Araneae, Theridiidae. The record is from RefSeq and is a predicted model, not a curated record.
AGUUCUUACAUCUACAAAGUGCUGAAACAAGUUCAUCCAGAUACUGGGAUAUCUAGUAAAGCCAUGUCUAUUAUGAACAGUUUUGUAAAUGACAUUUUUGAACGAUUAGCAGCUGAGGCAAGUCGCUUGACUAAUUAUAAUCAACGCAGCACAAUUACUAGCAGAGAAAUUCAGACUGCUGUAAGAUUGCUUUUACCCGGAGAACUUGCUCGUCAUGCCAUCAGUGAAGGCACAAAAGCUGUCACAAAAUACACAAACUCAACUGGUGAUAAAUAAUGACUGUUUAUUCAAAUCUAUAGUUUCUAUUCAUUUUUGUUAAUGCUAAUUGUGUAUAUUCAAAUGAUUAAUAAAUUUCUAUUUUUCUGUA